Messenger RNA from Punica granatum (pomegranate), 1879 nucleotides. NCBI's taxonomy places the organism in Eukaryota, Viridiplantae, Streptophyta, Magnoliopsida, Myrtales, Lythraceae. The record is from RefSeq and is a predicted model, not a curated record.
UGAACAUGGAAAAACUAAACAGAACAGAACAGGACAGGACAGAACGAAGAGGAAGAACAGAGCAUCUCCCUUCCUUUUCUUCCUCUCUUUCCAUCUGUAUGCGUUUAAGCUGCUUUUUCUUCUUCUUUCUGGGGCAGAAGAAAUCUGGCGGGUGUCACAAACGUGUCAAGAGACAAGUAGGCAGUGGGCCCACUCUGCAUGGCCAUGGCAGUUACAGUCUUUUCUUCUCCCCCUCCCUUUCCUCGUCUCUGCUGAUUUCUCACGUCACAGUCUUCUCCUCUACUCAAUCCUCUGCCCUUAAUCGCACCUUUCCCCAUCAGCUCUUGCUCUUGCAAUGCUCGUGUGAAGGGUAAAUCCCGACAGACCACAGACAGCCGCUGCAAACUUAGCUCAGCUGAAGAGAUUCAUUUGAUGCCCGAUCGAGCUGUUUCGGGGGUCUGAGCUCGAACAACGAUGACUUCUGAGUCGGAAAACAGCGUUUCCCUGGGCAACCUCAAGCUGGCGCUGGUCCCGAUGCCGCCCCCGUCGGACUCGGCAGAGCCGCUGCAGCCCAAGGACCAGACUGUUCCUUCGCCGGGCCAGCAGCAGAGCUCCAUCCUCUCGCUCACCCUCAAUGAGAUCCAGUGCAAGAGCGGGAAGAGCUUUGGCUCGAUGAGCAUGGACGAGUUCCUGGCGAGUAUUUGGAGCGUCGACGAGGGCACAUCGGCGUCGGCAUCCCUCUCCUUCCCCCGGAAUGAUCCCCCGGAGGAUAGUCAUAAACCUGCUGCUGCCACUGGUCCCGGUUCCCUGCUGCGACAGGCCUCAUUCUCGAUCCCGACCCUGCUGUGCAACAAGACCGUGGAUGAGGUCUGGUUCGAGAUACACAAGGACCAACAAGACAAGCAGCUGCCUGGCCCUGGACCCAGCAACCUCAGCAAUCGUGCCCCGCCGAGGCGCCAGCCGACAUUGGGGGAAAUGACCCUUGAGGAUUUCCUCGUGAAGGCCGGGGUCGUGCAGGAGCCAGCAACUCUGCCUUCUCAGUCUAAGAAUUUAACGGCUUUGGCAUUUCUUAAGCCUCCGCCGGGGUUCAUGGAUUCUGCUCCAUCAUUUAAUCCCAGCUAUGGAACGAGAAAUCUGGCUGGUUUCGGAUUGAUCUCCAAUAGCCAUGGGUCCGGUAACAAUCUUUCCGGCAACGGGAUCACGGGUAAUUACCCUCUGAUAUUUGGAAACAAUGGUAACAGGUGUGCUGGAGAAUCCUCUUGCAAUGUCUUGAACGAGAACUGCCAUGGUCUUGCGGAAGCGAUGGGAUUAAAAAGGAGGAUUAUCGAAGGGCCACCAGAAGUGGUGGUCGAGCGAAGGCAGCGUAGGAUGAUUAAGAACCGAGAGUCAGCAGCUCGAUCUCGAGCCAGAAAACAGGCAUACACGGUCGAGCUGGAAGUAGAGCUUAAUCAGCUUAGGGAAGAAAAUGAGAGGCUCAAAAGGAUCGUGGCGGAGACAGAUGGGAAACGACAAAAAGAGGUGAUGAGGAGGAGGCAACCUAUUAGAGCAGUGAACGCAGCUGACCAGCUCAGGGCCAUAAGGAGGACAGUGAGUAUGGCUUGGUGAAGGACAGGGAUAGCUUGGAAGAAGAGCAACUAUGGAAGUUCCUCUGGUUUUAGGAACAUCAUGUGAAUAUUUCAAGAUGUAUGUAUGUGGUGAAAUAUUGGAAUGUGCAUAAAUAAGAGUAAUUUGAGGCAAAUUAACAUGUAUAGAAAAUAGAUAUGAAUAGAUCUAUGAUAUUUGUAGGGUAUACAUGCAUAAUCUGUCCAGACAUCGUCAAAUGUAGGAAUGGUACUGCUGGAUCUUCUCUCCUUGUUCUAUAUGGAAUGGUAUAUGAGAAAUCUCUGUACUUUUCAGACCA